UUAAAACAUAAUUCCAUUGAAUAACAGCUCGCUCUCUCACAUUUUGUACGGUAGUUUUAGUAGUAGUAGUCCGAGUCUCGAUUUGUUUACUUGCAUUUUGCGUCAAUUUCGGAAGAAAAUAUUUUAUAUUUUCCGAAAAAGUCAUCGAAUCAACAAGUUUUCUGUGAAACUUUUCAACUUUUCAUACAGCUAUCUAGUCCAAAGUUUUAACCGUUAACAACCUCUUUUUAAGCAAAAAUGGCAAAUCAAACUGCUCCUGGAUUAACAAAUGUCACGACGACACAAACCGCUACCCGAACAGUUGUUUCGCCGCAAAUUCGGUUCGACAAGUUGUACAUCAAAACGAUCCCCGGUAUCCUGAAAGCCACUGUCAUCGUGCUAAACUUGCUCGGAUUCAUCUGCAUCGAGUGCUCAAAGUACAGUCACCAUUCGCGCGGUGAAUUUUUCAAUUUUGUCGCCAUGUGCGGGUUCUGGUUCAGCGGUUUGAUGCUCAUUUUUUACAUUUUUCACGUCGUUGAGAAAUUUUUCCGGAUUCCAUGGCUCAAAAUCGAACUCGGGUUUUAUGCGGUGUGGACUUUGAUGUAUUUGAUCGCGUCGUGUCUCGCUGUGACCUUUUAUCCAACUGCCUAUGUGGUUGCCGGCUUCUUCGGAUUUCUGGCAAUGGUGAUUUAUGGCUAUGAGACCUUCUUGAAGUGGCAAUUGGUGCAAUCGGGAGCCAUUGCGCAGGGAAGUCGAACUGUUGAACAAGUGACGACAGUGCAAAGUGUCCCAACGGUAGCAACUAUAACAACGUAUUAACCUGUAAAAAAGUGAUUUUUGUCGAUUUCUUAAUGUUCGUGCCUUUUAUUAAACAUUUUUUUAUUCAAUAUUUUGAAAAAUUGCAUUUAACAAUAACGGAGAAGAGUUUAAUUGAACACCGAUUUUACAAGUAUUAGCGUAGAAUUGCAUUAAAUCACAGAGAAUCACAAUGACACCGGAACAUGAACAAUUCAUACGCUUCAUGGCCAAUAUUUUGCAUAUUAUUCGUGCACAAUAGCAUUGUAAGUCAUCAAAACACAAAAAAUAAAAAUGCAACUUAACAAAAAAA
Messenger RNA from Culicoides brevitarsis, 1087 nucleotides. Its product is annotated as CKLF-like MARVEL transmembrane domain-containing protein 4. Lineage: Eukaryota; Metazoa; Arthropoda; Insecta; Diptera; Ceratopogonidae. The record is from RefSeq and is a predicted model, not a curated record. The transcript has 3 exons. Bases 238 to 798 code for a protein of 186 amino acids. Gene Ontology annotation, cellular component: membrane.